This is a messenger RNA of Lates calcarifer (barramundi perch), 773 nucleotides long. RefSeq names its product elongin C paralog a (gene eloca). The transcript is spliced from 4 exons. Gene Ontology annotation, molecular function: protein-macromolecule adaptor activity. Gene Ontology annotation, cellular component: elongin complex. Gene Ontology annotation, biological process: ubiquitin-dependent protein catabolic process. The record is from RefSeq and is a predicted model, not a curated record. The coding region runs from base 146 to 484 and encodes 112 amino acids. NCBI's taxonomy places the organism in Eukaryota, Metazoa, Chordata, Actinopteri, Centropomidae.
AAAUUCUACGGAAGAAAUUAAUUGCGGACAGGUGUUCAUGCAAACUGGUUCCGGGUAUCAACAGUCUGGUGGCUAACGUUAGCUGGAAGGCAAUCUCCUCUCCUCAUUCUUCUGCUGAGUGGAUUAACAGAAACUCCGGAACAAGAUGGAUGGUGAAGAAAGAACCUAUGGUGGCUGUGAAGGGCCAGAUGCCAUGUAUGUGAAGUUGAUCUCUUCAGAUGGCCAUGAAUUCAUUGUGAAAAGAGAACAUGCCUUGACAUCUGGCACUAUCAAAGCCAUGUUGAGUGGGCCAGGUCAGUUUGCUGAGAAUGAAACCAAUGAAGUGAACUUCAGGGAGAUUCCAUCUCACGUCUUGUCCAAAGUCUGCAUGUAUUUUACGUACAAGGUCCGUUACACCAACAGCUCCACAGAAAUACCUGAAUUUCCCAUCGCUCCGGAGAUUGCGCUGGAACUGCUCAUGGCUGCAAACUUUUUGGAUUGCUAAAGUUAAAGUUACAAAGAUAAUGUUGAAGUAUAAAACAUUUUAAUUUUUUUUUUUUGAAUUAGCUUGUUUUCCCAUGUAAACCAUAUAAAACACAGUGCAUUUUUUGUUCGUUUGUUUUUGCACCUGGCUUUCUGUCCUAAUUUUAAUAGUAUUAAAGGAUUUCAUUUUAAUAUAAUAAAUAAAUAUGGCAGGCUGCAUCCCUUUCUUAUCCCAUGAAUGUGAUAAAUGAACCCCCUGCCACAGAAAUCUUUCUUCACCUCCAUCUUAAUAAAGACUUGUUUGGUGAGCA